CCAGACGGUAAUAAGACUCCUUGAGAGACGUGUCUCACGCGUCACAGGGCUAGAGAGUGCUUGACGAGACUACUACCAUGUGUGCGGUCUAUCAUAAGUUGGCAUCAUCGCUUUGACUAGUUUGAGCAAUAUCGACGCGUGUCGUCGGGUUGUGUUGGUGUCUUGUAUUUUUACCCCAGCACAUCGAUUUCCUCGGCUUCGGAAGACCUGGCUCGGCCCUUGACGUGGAGUAGAAUCCUCAGGUUUGGCGAGAGCUAGCUUUGCGAAGAGCUGUCGAAAUCCUGCUGUCGACAAUGGCUUUCUCGAGAGUUGUGAUUCUACUUUGUAUCGUGGCAGUUGCACUUGCUAGUAAACACAAAACAAAGCAUCAGCAGAUCAAAGCUGCAAGGCACGAGAUUAGAAAUGCGAAGAAAGCCUUGGAGUCGCUGACGUACACAAAAGAGGAGCAGAUCUACAGCAUUGACGGGUACCAGGAGGAAAAUGAGGAGAGCGUGAAUGACGUCAGUGACAAGUGCCACACCUUGCAGUGUCCACCGGGCGAGACCUGCUAUGUGGACGGCAAUGGCGCCCCCUACUGCGACUGCGUGGAGUUGUGUCCCGAGGAGGAGAAUGACCCGUUCAUCCAAGUCUGCAGCACCACCAACGUGACCUACCGCAGCCAGUGUGAGCUCUACCGGCUCCGCUGUGCCAACCCAACAGAGAUGGAUGUGGAGCAGCUCGAUUAUUUUGGCCCCUGCAAAAUCAUGGAGCAGUGCAACCCGGCCGACCUGGUCAUGUUCCCGGAGCGCAUGCGCACCUGGUUCUUCGAGGUCAUGAAGGAGCUGUCAGGGUGGGCUGAGCAAGAGGGCGGACUGGACGAGGAGGAGCGCAGAGUGGAGAAGGAGGCUGAGGCGGAGACUAAGCCCUGGCGACGCCCCCUGCACUGGAAGUUCUUCAACAUGGACAUUGCACCGAACGACUUCCACUUGAGCACAGCAGAGCUGAAGCCCAUGCGGGCCCAGCUCCUUCCCAUGGAGCCUUGCACCGAUGCCUUCAUUGCCAGCUGCGACACCAACGACGACGACCUGAUCUCUAUCGUGGAGUGGGGCAAGUGCAUGGGACUGAAUGAUGAUGAGAUCUUGUAUUAGACUACGGUUGAUUGACUCAGAGAUAAAGAAAGCGUGCUACCUUGCUGUACAACUCAAGAUCAUGGUGCUACUUUUUCAAUCCGUCUUCCUUUUGCCAACUGUUUUGGUAAAUUUAGAACAAAACUAAAUCAUGUUGUUGAUGCAUGUGAGAAACUGGUCAGUGGUUUUGAGAGAAAACCUGAACUAGAUUUUGACGUAAUAACUCCUGCACAUAUCGCAUAGUUAUUAUAUUUUGGUGCUUGAAUUAUCAAGAUUACACAUACCUCGUUACUGAUUUCAAUGUUCAUAUUUGAACACAUCGUGCCUUGAAUUCUUGUUAGUGUAUAUAAAUAAUGGUUGCAGAUCGUAGCCUGUUCACUGCCAGUUUUAUCAACAGUUGCCACUUUUUUUUUUUUACCAACCAUUGUUUACAAUUUCUGGAAAGCUGUAGAUAUUCGGUUGCAGGCUGCCUCUGUCCCUUCUUGAUGAUUGACGUAAACCUGAUUAUGUGCCUGUAAUAACUGUAUCCUGUGUUUUUUUUUUCAGUCAGGCAGAUACCAUGUAAAUCACUGCAAAUCGUGGCUUUUUUCAUUCACUAAGCAAA
Messenger RNA from Acanthaster planci (crown-of-thorns starfish), 1710 nucleotides. Its product is annotated as SPARC-like. Gene Ontology annotation, molecular function: protein binding; calcium ion binding; extracellular matrix binding. The record is from RefSeq and is a predicted model, not a curated record. Gene Ontology annotation, biological process: anatomical structure development. Lineage: Eukaryota; Metazoa; Echinodermata; Asteroidea; Valvatida; Acanthasteridae.